Messenger RNA from Micromonas commoda, 2499 nucleotides. It is a transcript of the gene CAF1.1, whose product is annotated as ribonuclease. Gene Ontology annotation, cellular component: cytoplasm. NCBI's taxonomy places the organism in Eukaryota, Viridiplantae, Chlorophyta, Mamiellophyceae, Mamiellales, Mamiellaceae. Gene Ontology annotation, molecular function: RNA binding; 3'-5'-RNA exonuclease activity. The coding region runs from base 1 to 2499 and encodes 832 amino acids. The transcript has 2 exons. The record is from RefSeq and is a predicted model, not a curated record.
AUGGACGUCACGCGAGACAACUUCGAGGAGGCCCUCAGUGCCCUGCAGGAGGCCAUAGACGACCCCCUUUUCGCCUUCUGGAGCUUCGACUGCGAGUUCACGGGCCUCAACGCCAGUCCCACCACCGGCCACGACCUGCUCGACACCCCCGAGGAGCGCUUCGCGAAGGUGCACGCGUGCGUUCGCGCGUUCACCGUCCUGCAAGUCGGCGUCGCGAUCUUCUCGUUCGAUCCCCAUACUCGGCGAUGGACGUGCCGGCCGUUCAACUUCUGGACCAUCCCGGACGCCAAGGCGGGGCGAGGGGUCUUCUCCGCGCAAGUCGCCAGCCUGCAGUUUUUGGUGGAUUGCGGGUUCGACCUGAACAAGUGCGUCGCGAGGGGGAUCCCAUUCGUGCCCGCGGCGGAGCGCUCUCGGGCGGCGGCGCGAGAGGCGCGGCUCGCGCAGAGGCCGCCGAUCAUCCCGUCGUCGGACAGGGACAAGGCUUUCGUCGCCAACCUACUCAUCAAGGUGGCGGAGUGGCUCUCGCGUUCGGACGACGACGGGGACGGGGACGGGGACGGGGCGCGCGACGAGGACCUGUGCCUGGAUCCGACAAACGGUUUCUUGAGGGCGCUGACCUACCAGAUACUCGAGGGGGACCCCUCGAGGUUCGGCGGGAAUAAGGCGCGGGACGACCCGGGUUUCAUCGCGAGCACCUCGUGCGACUUCGCGGACGGCCGGCCGAGGAUCGUGCUGUCGCGCGCGAGCAGAGAGGAGGUGGCGACGCACAGAGCCGCGAAGGAAGCGGCGGAUAGGAAGAAGGACCAGAUGAAGGAGGGGUUCGGCUUGGUUUUGGCCAAGCUCGGGGCGUGCGGGCGUCCGUGCGUGGGUCACAACGCCCUGUUCGACUGCGUGUACGUCGUGGACAAGUUUCUGGCCGAGUUGGACGGUUCGUUCGAGGGUUUCAAGCGCGAAUUCGACAGAACCGUCAAGGGUGCCUUUUACGAUACCAAGCUCAUAGCGCAGAGGUUCAUGGACGGAUACCUGGACACCCUGCAGGAAUACGGCGAAUCCAGACCGAAAGCCACGCGUACGCGGCGGCCUGGGUCGGGAGAGGGAGAAGACGCCGCCUUACCUGGGGGCACGUCCAGCAGCAGGCGCGCGACGGACGGCGGCGGCGACGAGGGCACAUCCAGCGGCGUGCGCGCGCGGACGAUUUCAACGACGGGGAACGCCGCCGCGGACGUUGAAACGGCCAAAGAAACGGCCAAUGGAGACGCGUCGCUCGCCCGUCCAUCGCCGGGAAACCUCCCCGCGCCCCUCGACACCGCGCUCGGCCCGCUGUACCGCGCACUGUCCUCCAGGCCCUUACCGCCCAUGUGGACCGAGGAGCUCCUUCGCGAGCGUCACGGGUCGACGCGAGCGGAGGCGGCGGCGAACGCGGAGGCGGAGGCGAACGAGCCGUUCGGGGGCGCUGGAACGCAGUGGCGCGGCGACGGCGGCGCGAUCCUCGACUGGAUCGCCUUCCCCGACGCCUUCCAGAGGUACGACUCCGCUCUGCGAAUCGUCCCAAACAGGAGCCAAAGAGACGACGUCGUGGCCGCCGCGUACGGAACACACAAACGCGUUUCGCACUCGUUCGGGUUUGAACACGAGGCUGGCUACGACGCGUACAUGACGGGAGUGUGCUUCAUCGUGAUGGUCCUCCACUCCCGCGGGGUGAUGGCGUCGUCGGAGCACGGGCAGGUGCGCGUGUUUGCCGAUCCUGACGCCUUCGCCGGCGUCGACGCGGCGACGGGGCUGCCGGAUAGGAACCGCAUCGGGCGGCUCGGCACGUGCGCCUUCUCCGCCGCGGACGGCGUCGUCCCUCUGCAGCGCAGCGACAUGUCGCAGAUGUCCUUAAGGCCCGGCACCGUGGACGUCGUACCGGACCGGGGGAACGUGUACUUUCUCGUCGGCGUCACGCAGGGGACGACCACCGCCGCCGUGGCGCAACUUCUCGCCGCCGCGGGACUCGGGAUACCCCUCCACAUCGUCUUCGUGGACAAGGGCACGGUGCGGGUCAUCAUGCACGGCAAGCAGUACGCGGGUAACGUCGCGCACACGCACUACGCCGGGGCAUUUGGCGGCGGCUUGCGGUCCAAUCGAAGGGACCCGGGCGCGACGGUGAUGCGCGACAGGCUUCGCGCGGUGGGCGCCGGGGUGGAGGUGCUCGCCUACACCGAGUGGGUCAGGGCCAAGGCGUACGAGCGCGAGACGGAGGCUUCGAACGCGGCGGCGGUUGCGGCUAAUCUCGCGGCCGAGCUCGCGAAACGCACGAGGUCCACGGCGCAGAUCUCCGCCGAGGUUCACGCGGGAACGUAUUACUCGCGGAGCGCGUCUCUGAGCGGGGCUGGGGGUUUCCUCGGGGCUCUCCUGGGUCGAAGCGGGUCGAAGCGGCGCAGGGAGGACGGCGGGGCUCCGGCCGGGUUCCCGCCGCGCAAGCGGACGCGGUCCGAGUACGGCUGCGUCGUGAUGUGA